UCACCAGACCAUGCCCGCGCCGCACGCCCACGGAGAGCCCUGCGAGCUCGAGAGUGCACCAAGCCCUCACGCCCACGAAGAGCCCCGCGCGCCCGCGAAGAGCCCCGCGAGCUCGAGAGUGCACCCCACUGCUGCCCCCCUCACGCCCGCGUGCCCGCGAGCUCGAGA
Molecule: messenger RNA, 168 nt
Organism: Striga hermonthica
Lineage: Eukaryota; Viridiplantae; Streptophyta; Magnoliopsida; Lamiales; Orobanchaceae
Source: the annotation of a GenBank genome assembly